Messenger RNA from Camellia sinensis, 1416 nucleotides. Lineage: Eukaryota; Viridiplantae; Streptophyta; Magnoliopsida; Ericales; Theaceae. The record is from RefSeq and is a predicted model, not a curated record.
AUGGCAUUGCCAAGGUUUCUAGUGCUGAAAUCAAACUAUAACAACAAAUACUUGCGCUACAUAAAUGAAGAUGUGCAAGUGCAUGGGUUUGUCCAAUUCUCCGGAGAGGAGGUUGUGAGCCCGUACGUAAAGUUUCAGGUGGAGUUGGCAAAGAGUGGAAGUGGAAAUCUGGUGCACAUAAGGUGUUGUUACGACAACAAAUACUUGGUAAGGUGGUCAGCCAAUCACUGGUGGAUUGUUGCUGGGGCUGACGAACCAAAUGAAGACCAAUCCACAUGGUCAUGUACUUUGUUCGAGCCCAUCUACGUACAGGGCACCGCUAGUGAUGGUGAUGCUCAAACACUCCGAUUUCGCCAUGUCCAGCUCGGUCACUAUGCAUGCUUAUGGAGAGCUGCACCCCCACAUUAUGCCUGCUUAUUUGCAGGUUCCGCAGAUAUUGACAAAGAUGGUUGCGAUGUCUACACAAUCAUCGAUUGGGAAUCGCUGUUGAUAUUGCCCAAACACGUCGCCUUCAAGGGCGAUAAUGGCAGCUACCUUAGCGCCCGCAUGAUCGAGGGACACCCAUAUCUGCAGUUCGCAUCCAGUGACAUUGGAGAUGAAACGGUUGGGAACGAGGUUUUCACCACUAAUGGUGGGAGCAUUCGCAUAAAGUCCGAUUUCUUCGGAAAGUUCUGGAGGCGCAGCCCUAAUUGGAUCUGGGCCGACUCAGAUGACACCACCAGCAACAACUCCGACACGUUGUUUUGGCCUAUCAAAGUGGAGGACAACAUCAUCGCUCUCCGCAACUUAGGUAACAACAAUUUCUGCAAGAGACUCACCACCGAGGGAAAGACCAGUUGUCUCAAUGCCGCUGUCAGAACUAUAACCACAGAGGCACGCCUGCAGCUCUACGAGACUGUUCUCUCCAGGAGAAUCUAUAAUGUCAAUUUCCGACUCAUGGACGCUAGGAUCUACAACCAGAAUGUUCUCACGAUGGCCAAUGGAGAUGCCAUUAAUAGUACCCAAGAACCCAACACUAUAGAUAUGAAGCUCUCAUAUACAGACACUAGGACCAGUACUUGGAAUGCCAGCGUCUCCGUGAAAUUGGGGGUCAAAACCACCUUCCAAACUGGUGUCCCAUUCAUUGCAGAGGGAAAAAUCGAAGUUUCUGCUGAGAUUAACUCUGCGUACGAGUGGGGAGAAACUAUUACAUCAACAAGUGUAGUAGAGACUGUGUACAAGGUUACUGUGCCGCCAAUGACUAGGGUGAAAGUGAGUUUGCUAGCCACAAGGGGUUCCUGCGACGUGCCUUUCUCUUAUACUCAACAAGACACUCUUACUAACGGGAAGCAAAUUACCUACAACAUGGACGAUGGCGUUUACACUGGCAUCAAUUGCUUCAACUUCAAGUACGAGACCCGACAAGAAAAGCUCUGA